Ailuropoda melanoleuca (giant panda) is the source of this 3905-nucleotide messenger RNA. RefSeq names its product ribonuclease A family member 10 (inactive) (gene RNASE10). Gene Ontology annotation, molecular function: nucleic acid binding. The record is from RefSeq and is a predicted model, not a curated record. The coding region runs from base 2312 to 2977 and encodes 221 amino acids. Gene Ontology annotation, biological process: defense response to Gram-positive bacterium. The transcript has 2 exons. NCBI's taxonomy places the organism in Eukaryota, Metazoa, Chordata, Mammalia, Carnivora, Ursidae.
AGCGGGAAGCCUGCUUCUCUUUCUGCCUGCUGCUUCCCUGCUUGUGCCCUCUCUCUCUCUGACAAAUAAAUAAAAUCUAAAAAAAAAAAAAAAAAUGAAAGAUCUGGCAGAGGUUAGAAGAGUUGAGUUCUACGGGUUGUGACCAGGUUUAUGUGAGUUCAUUUUAUAAAUGUGAAUGUCAGGAUUCUUAAUAUUACCUGAAAAUAUGCAUCUUAUAUGAGAUAGAUAUUUAUAAGAUUGUUUGGGCAUCACUGGUAACCAGUUGUUCUCUAGAUCCAUGAGGAAAUGAUCUCGACUGGAACAGACCAUCACAGGAGCAAGACAAAUGGGAUCAAAGAAGGAACAAGGGGUGGGAGGCCAUAGGUCAGUGCCCUGCUCCCAUUCUGCUGCCUGCUACCUCUGUGGCCUGAGGCCAGUCACUUAACAUCUUAAGGUCUCAAGGUUACUGUAAAACAAGAGAAAUAAUUUUAGCUCUUCUUACUUGUUGGGGAAGUUGUUAGGGUCAUAGAAGGUCAUUUAGGUGAAAGUGAACGAAAAUGCAAAGCCAUCAAUAUAUUUAGGUCCCCAGGAAGCCUAAAUACCACCAUUGUAUGAAUUGGAAGAAAAGUCGCUUCCUCUGGGUGAAGUCAGCUCCAUGCCAGUUUGUACAGCUGGUUACACAGAGCACGGUUAGGUUUUGGUCUCUACGUGCCCCCAUGGCUCGCCACCCUUGAGCGGAGCAUAAACUGCAGGCAAAGGACACUGCGUGAUAUCCCAAGGAGACGUUCCCUAUCGAGAUGCUUGCCACAUCCCCCCAUAGCUAGGUCGCUUUGUGUUUGGUGGGUCCACCUACCCUGACACUAGGCUUUGCACACCAUUGAGCGCUCUGCAGUCCUAACAGAGGUCAGCGUUUCGACAUGGGGUCAUGGCCGAUAACAUGUCCCUCUCUGACAACGCCUCCCACCCCACUGUCCCUACCCUGGACUUCGGUGUAUCUGGUGGGCAUGUGUGUGACAAAAACCCUGGGGAAAAAAGCCAGCGGCUCGUUUGGGACCCACAGCAGAGUUGUUCCCUCUCCCUACUCUUGUUUUCAUGUCUCUCAUCCUAAGAAACUCCCCACAGCUUGGAGAGCAGCCAGCCCGAGGCGGAGCUGGUUUCAUAUCCUGCCAGUCAGCUGUCGCUGGGCAGAAGCUGCUGCCACUGCGGAGAGGGGGAAAAGCUCCCGCGUGCACAGUGGAGCGACACCACUGACCCUUGCUCAUUCUCGUGUAACCCCGCGGUUCCCACCCAUCUCACCAAAUCCAGGCUUUCACGGCAGAUACGUCGUCCGUCCCUUUCACCAUCCCGAAGUGUGAUUCACAGAUGCAAUAACACGUGUUCACGCCCAUACCCAGGCAAUUCGUCUUCGGAGUCCAAGCACCCAAACAUCGUUGCUCUGACAAUUCUCGCCUUUCACUCCUGCAUUAUUGGUUUUCUUCUCUGCUUAUUAUUAUCAAUCAACAAGCUGAAGUCUUCUCUUAAAAACAAACGAAACAAAGUAGAACGCCAACGUCCUCGUGACCCUUGUGCUCCUGCAGUCUCGUAGACAGCUGCUCAUACACUGAUGUCUCCCCAAUUUUAUCUCCAGCUCAGACUCGUCCACUGAACAGCCUCCUAUAUUCACUAUAUUUAACUACCAUCUAACAUCCCAAUUUGUCAUUUUAAUAGACACGUUGAAUUUAACACCAGCACAGGGCUGAAUAGGGUGGAAGAAGCCCGCAGUGUCUUUAUCGAGUGUAAAUAACCGUCUAGGUGAGGGUCUUGUGUGCAUGCGUGUGUUUCUCCACACUGUUCGGUAAAACAUGUAUAAUGAGCCUUGACACUUAAAGUAAGUUUUUAUUUUGCAAAAAUUAUUGGUUCAUAGGGACUUGCCGAGGUAAUACACAGAAGUCUGAUGUACCCUUCCCCCAUUAUCUCUCGUGAUGACAUCUUGCACAUUAGUGUGAUGUGUAAAAUCGACCUUAGCAUAAUGUAUGCGUGUGUGUAGUUCUGUGUCUUUUCAUUUUAUGUGUGGAUUCAUGCAAUCACCACCGUAAUCAAGAUACGGAACUGUCUCAUCACCACUAGGAUUUCCCUUGUGGGGGCGCCUGGCUGGCUCAGUCGGUAGAACAUGGGACUUUUGAUCUCAGGUCGUGGGUUUGAUCCCCCACAUUGGGCAUGGAGAUUACUUUAAAAAAAAACCUACAGAAGGCUCUCCCUUGUGGUUCCUCCUUAGACUCACACCUGUGUCCUUAUCCCCACCAUUCAAAGGCCCGGCAAACACUAUUCUCCGAAUUGCAUGGAUGUCAUCUAAAUGCGGUCAUACGGAACCAUGAAGCUGACCCUGGUACAGAUCUUCUUCAUGAUGUUGCUGCUCCUGCUGGGCCUGGGGCUGGGCCUGGGGCUGGGCCUUCAGAUGGCUGCAGCCAUCCUGGAGGACAGCGAUCAGUCCCUGAGUGAGCUCUGGUCCAGCGACUCAGACGACAAGACCAAGGCCACUAAAGGAGAGGGCAGCCGAACUGCAGAAACCUUGCUGCUUAGCAACAAAGGAGUGGUGCAACCAGGCUGGUCCGAAGACACCGUCCUCGGGGAAGACGAAGUUCGGGGAAGCAAGAUGCUCAGAGACGAGCCUCCCCUUCACAGCCACAAAGACUACCUUAGGUCUGACCUGAUGACCAGGGAGUGCAACACCCUGAUGGCCCAGAAGCUGAAGGAGCACAACCGCACGUGCAUAAGCCAGUACACGUUCAUCCACGAGGAUGUGGAUACGGUCAAGGCCGUCUGUAACAGUCCUGUCGUUGCCUGUGAGCUCAAGGGGGGCAAAUGCCACAAAAGCUCCCGUCCUUUCGAUUUGACACUCUGCAGGCUGUCCAAACCAGGCCAGGUCACUCCUCACUGCAAUUACCUCACAUUUAUUUUUGAAAGGCGUAUUAUUAUAUCCUGUCCUGACAUGAAGGUCCAGAUAAUGUCUGGACAAUGAAACGACUUAUCUUCUUCCUCUUCUCCCUUCUCUUCUUUCCCUUCCUUCCCGCUUCUUCUUUCUCAUACCGUUCUCCUCCUCCCAGGCGUUCUGCUUAAAAAGGUUCUGGGAAGAGAGGCUGGCCUACUCUGUAUCAUUCUCCCCUGAAAACACAACUGUUCUUUUGCCCUAGGUUUCCCCCGACUUGCAUUUUGCUGCUGGGGUUGGAGGUGGCAGAAUAAGGUAAUGAUCUGUAGUGUUUCUGGGACCUCCAUCUCUCCUGCCCGGGAGAGAGAUAAAUGAAGAACUGCUCUAGUCUCUGCGGUGACCCCGGUCAUCAGCCUGUUCCCCCGUCUCUUUGCGUUUGGGUGAGGACUGUGAGAGGUUAACGCAUCCUGGACCCACAUCCUUCCCUGCUGUUCAUGAGCCUCUAGGGCCAUCACAGGAGCCUCCUGGGCUUUCCGCAUGGCACCCCUGUGCUGCGGAUGCAAAUGAGUGACUCAAGCUGUGACUGCACCUGCUGAACCCCGUGGGCCAGGUUUCUCUUCUUGAGUCCCUCAGAAGAGAGGACUCGUCUUAGGGUCUGCUGGGAAAGUGCUGUGGAGGUGCAGACUAAGCUAGAACAUGGACAGCACUCUUUGGUUUGACCCUCCUCGACCCUUUUCUCUCUCCUCCCAUUUUUUACUACCUGCCUUUGUUUUGCUUCUUUUUCCAUCUCUGUUUGUUUUCUUUUGCAUCCCUUUCCUUUGAUUUCCUUUUCCUCUUCUUUUUGGGCUCUCCCUGUUUUUUCUCUGAAUCCCUUUAGAAAUUCAUUCGGCCACUUAAGUGUCAGACUCUAGAUUUCAGCUCGGGUUGUGAUCUCAGGGUAGUGGGAUCGAGCACCACGCCCCCAGCUCCGCCCUCAGUGGGGAGUCUCUUCUCUCCCUCUGCUCCCCCCGCCCCCGCUUGC